This is a messenger RNA of Ziziphus jujuba (common jujube), 810 nucleotides long. RefSeq lists its product as uncharacterized. The transcript has a single exon. Lineage: Eukaryota; Viridiplantae; Streptophyta; Magnoliopsida; Rosales; Rhamnaceae. The record is from RefSeq and is a predicted model, not a curated record. Bases 1 to 810 code for a protein of 269 amino acids.
AUGAAGAGGAGGAGUAGUGGCAGUGGCAUUGUAGGCCUCAAAAUUGACUUGGUGAAAGCUUACGACAGAGUUGAUUGGGGCUUGCUAACGAGAAUCAUAUCAAAGCUUGCUUUUUCCAGCAAGGUAAAUGCUCUCAUCCUAUGUUGCAUCUCUCCUGACUCUGUGGAGUUACUUCUAAAUGGCAGUGUGUUUAGCAAAACUGAUAUGCAAAGAGGAUUAAAGCAAGAGGACCCACUCUCCCUUUUCCUUUUCACUCUUUAUUCUGAGCUGCUGUCUAGGAUGCUCCUAAAGCUUGAAAGAGAAGGAAGAAUCCAUGGAAUAAAAAUCGGUCGAUCUAGUCCACCAAUCUCUCACCUUCUAUUUGCAGGAGACAUUUUGCCGUUUUGCAAGGCAAACAUGGAAGAAGUUCAUGAGGUAGUAGAUUGUCUGAACCUGUUUUGCAGCUGUUUAGGACAAAAAAUCAAUUAUGUCAAGUCAGGAUGCUUCCUUUCAAAGUCUACCAAAGGGAAGUUAAAGGCGGACAUCAAAAAGUCCUUCGGUUUGAAGGAGUUGACGAGAGAAACCAAGUACUUUGGAAAUCCGAUGUUUGUAAGCAGAAACCGCACAAAAAAUUAUGAAGUUCUCAAAGUGAAGGUGGAAUUGAAGCUUCAAGGCUGGAAGGCAAAAUUGAUCUCUCAAGCAGGAAAACACACUUUGAUUAAAUCCGUCAUGAGCGCUAUUCCACUUUACACAAUGGCUGCUGCUAAACUCCCCUCCAAAUGGUGUAAUGAUAUCGAGAGGAUGAGUAGUAAGGAGGGUGUAUUCGAUUAG